AUGCAAGACUAUACCCUGCUGAAAACACGGCCCAGCAUCACAGACGUGAGAGAGACAUCAGCCAUUGUGAGUUGGGACACUACGCAAGACGUCGACAGCUACGCGGCUAACUACUGGAUUCAGUACCGGAAGUUGAAACAGUCCUGGGACAAAGUGGUCGUGGUGGCCGUGCCCAAGGCUCCCAAGUACUCAAGAACGCUGACUGGUUUACGCAUCGGUGGCGCUUACGAAGUCCGGGUGCUGGUCAUUGACUCCGACGGAAAGUUUCAGGAAACAGGCUCGCUGACCACAAAAUUUCGAACUGUUUGCGGAAGGCCCACAUCUCCUCCAAAUAGCGUCAAGAUUGACAACUCCAGCGCUGACAGCGUACUAAUAACGUGGGAGAACCCACCUCGAGAGUCGUGGUUUUGCUGGAGCGCCAACGUCACCCUGGAAGUGAACGGGACCACGGAGUCCCUCAACCUGACCGAACCCGGUGUGAAUGCCACCGACCGAUUCGUCGUGCCCACGCGUCCCUUCACGGAGCUGACCGUUCGGCUCCGUCUGGACACGCCCGACGGUACAUCGAGUCAGUGGACGAGUCUGUGGACAGUCAGGUCCGCUGAGGACGCGCCCAGCGAAGUUCGGCAACUUCAGAUGACAAGAAGCUUCGCACGGCAGGCGAGCUUCACCUGGUUAGCACCGGCCACGCCCAAUGGUCGCAUUCGUGAUUACGGAGUCGUCUACAGACCACUGCGCCCGGUCAUCCCGUGCCGUGUGAUCGAACAAGCCGAGACCAAACUAAUUGUGCCCAUGUCGUCGCAGCGCGUCAACCUCGAAAAGCUACGUCCAUACACCGUCUACAUCAUCUCUGUACAUGCUGUGACCGUCAAACCCGGUCCAGAGUUCUCGACAAACUUCACGACUGAACAAGACGUUCCCGAGGGAACCCCGACGGCCCUGAACUACUCGAAAAAGACUGUUGACAAGUACGAGAUCUUCUGGGGGCCCGUUCCGUGUGAACUUGCCAACGGCGUCGUGCGCCACUACUACUUGGAACUGGACAGCGCCGACCCGUGGGAGAGCAGGCUGGUGAACCACACCACGGGGGACAUGAGACUCGUCUUCUGGAACCUGCUGCCCUACACACGCUACCGGGCCGAGGUGUUCGCAGAGAACGACGCGGGUCGCUCUCAAGUCGCUGCCGAGCUCAACUUCACCACGUCACCUGCCGCUCCUCCACCUCCCAGCAACCUGACGGCCGAUCAGCUGUCUCGAACGAACCUCUCUCUGUCGUGGCGCCCCCCGUACCCGCCACAAGGUGUACUGGAGCGUUACCAAAUCAAGUUCCGGACGAACGCCCUUCGCAGCAACUCUACCCUUCUCAACGUCGACCAGUACCAGUGCUCCUCCGAGAACAGCGACCUGGAAAGACACUGUUUCACUGUGUCCAACUUGCUGCCUGUCACUAUCUACCGUUUCUCGGUGAGGGCGUUCAAUCGCGGCACAACACACGGUCCUUACUCGGACGAGCUGGAGAUAGAGACAGGAGAGACGGUUCCAGAUGCACCCGGCAGCGUCCGCUGCGUGAGGAGAGAGGAAAACAGCCUCAAGAUUCAGUGGGACGAGCCUCACCGAACGAAUGGAAUCUUAAAGCACUACCGGGUGAACGUAUCUCUGACACAUUCGUUCAGCAGUUCGGUGAAUGCCAGCACCCGUCCCAGGGCGGUGGUUCUCGAAGAUCUCACCACGAGAGAGUACAACCUGAGUGAUCUCUAUCCGGGAACCACCUACAGAGUGUGCGUGCAGGCCAGCACAAGCGCCGGCUUCGGUGACGCCGUAUGCGACCUUUUCUCCACUAGAGCUGCAGAUCCUGUGGUACCAAUGGAACCAAGGGUGAAUGGCAUUGUGAACAGCACCAUCAACAUAACCUUGAAUUCGGUCGACUUCGUGAAGGGCCCCAUAACAGCAUAUUAUGUUUUUGUAGUACGAGGAUCUCAGGACGUUAAAGGACCGGUUGUUCCUGUCAACUUCAGCGACGCCCAAGAGAUGCAACUGGGUUACUACACGGCGGCGAAGUUCAGUCACAAGGAGGUCCGGGAGCUGUCCGACUUUGUCCUGGGUGCAGGAAACGUCGUCGGCGGCUUCGAGAACCCGCCUCUCAAUGACGCGACGCCUUAUCGGAUCGGUCUCCUCGUAGCGAGCAACUUUUCUGGUGAGGUUCGCUACGGAUACCGAUUGUCUGAACCUGUGGUGGUGGGAGAGACGGAUGAAACUUCUGAGAUCGGCAUAGUUCUGGCGGCGGUGCUGGCGCUUCUUGUACUACUGGCGUUAAUGUCCGCUGCCCUAACUUGCUUCUGCAUCAGGAGGCGUUCUGGGCCCGAUUCACAAAGAAAAAAGAGCGCCCAGGAUCCCCUUUCACGGCUGUCGAAACGGGAUGACAGCUGCCUUUCGGAUAUGCGCAUGACACUGAGCAUGGACACCGGCGACUUCCUCAACAUGACGAAAAUCCCGAAGGAGGGACUACCCUCAAAACCAGCGCCUGCGACGGAGCUCCAAGAGUAUGUCACCAAUGGACAGGCACAAGACAUGGACAAAUACGCAAAUUUCGAGAUCGCCUAAAAAUCUCCCGCAGCUUUUUAGAGUGCAUCCCUUACACA
Molecule: messenger RNA, 2639 nt
Organism: Ixodes scapularis (black-legged tick)
Lineage: Eukaryota; Metazoa; Arthropoda; Arachnida; Ixodida; Ixodidae
Product: phosphatidylinositol phosphatase PTPRQ
Exons: 17
Coding region: 1-2601 (866 amino acids)
Molecular function (GO): protein binding
Source: RefSeq, a predicted model, not a curated record